Molecule: messenger RNA, 4006 nt
Organism: Cyprinus carpio (common carp)
Lineage: Eukaryota; Metazoa; Chordata; Actinopteri; Cypriniformes; Cyprinidae
Product: transmembrane protein 121B-like
Source: RefSeq, a predicted model, not a curated record
CAUUCCCUUCCACCGCGAUUCCAUAACGGGAUUUCCUCCUCUGCCCCCUUGAGCGGCUAUCAUUACACUAGCAGAGCCAAAACAAUUCGGGAGGAGAAGGCACGAGUACAAUGACUGCUGAAAUCAUAAAAGACAUCUCCCAGCCCGACUCACCUGUCUCCUCAGCACCAGAAAACGGACAGCUGUUGUUCAUCCGAAGCGUCGCGCCCAGGAGGGACACGCAGACCACCAGCGGCAGCGCCAACCUCGAGGAGGGCAGCUCCCAGCCCCUGGUCUCCUCUUCAGCCACAGCUCAGCCUCAGUCUUACACCAUGACAUCGGGCGAAUUCAUGCAGUCCACCCCUCUGUUCGUGCAGAGGUCUAAUAAGAACCUGUUUUAUAAGAUCUUGUGUUUCCUCGUGCUCGUUCUCCAAGGAGGCAUGCUGGAUUUCUACCUCAUCAUCUUCACGGAUCUCUACUGGUGCUCGUGGAUAGCCACGGAUCUGGUGGUCAUAUCGGGAUGGGCGAUCUUCUUCAUGAAAAACGCCAGGAGUAAGCGAGAACGAGCUUGUGGUUUCCAUCAGAAGAGCUCCAUCUUCGGAUGCAACCUCGGGGAGUUCACCUUCGCGUACCUGGCAUGGCUUAUCUACGUGAUCGCGUCCACCCCAAAAGUGGUGCUUGUUCUGGAAACGUCCAUCCUGGAUCUGAUCGCACUGAAGGUGCCAUUUGGCAUCACCGGUUUUAAAAUAACCAUGCUGCUGUGCGCGCCUUUGCUUUACUGCCUCAUCAACUCCAUCAUUGAAGAUCCCAACGGCGCCACGCGCUUUCACUCCCAAGGCUGCUUCAUGAGCACCUGCUUAGACAUCCUGGACAGCUUCACGCUGGUGGAACUGCUCCUUAAAAACGAAGUCCCCAACAUAUACCUUAGGUACACGGUUAUAUCCGCGUAUUUCAUCGCACUGGGCGUUCCAGUUGUUUGGCUGUACGAGUUGACGGCCUCAGAGAUGAACUGUCGCUGGAUAUGGGCGAGGUUCUUCACCGGCGUGCUGCUCAACGCACCGCUCUUGGUGGUCAGAUGUUUCCUCGUCUUUGUUUACAAAACGCCCAUAUCGGUUUUUAUGUUCAAGAACAUCUUCUUCUUGGGGUGUAAGUGCCUGGAGCUGGUGGAACAAUGCAUGUCCUUGAGAGGUGUCCGCAGGUUUGCACGUGGACGCGGGGGCAACCCAGCCCAGUUCUCCCACUGCGUUUCCGAAAACGACAUGUGUCCUCACGGCUAUGUGAACACGCUGGCGGUCAAUACUCAGUCGUAGAUGCUCUUUAGGGACUGGCGUUGACCGGAGGCCACGUACUACACAGUGUGCAUCAGCCCUUCUAAGGGGAGGUACUACAUGUGCUAACAUUCCUUUCCUUUUAAUCAAAAUACAGAUAAAAACACACAAACCAAUUAAUAAAAUGUAUUGUGACGAUGCUUUGUAAAAGUACAGAUUAUGAGGAGCGUUAAAAUCGAUGAAACGUAGUGUAGCCUACUUUUUAGUGCUUUACACUCUUAAAAAUAUAGGUGUUAUUGCGAUGCCAUGCAUAGAAGAACCAUUUUUGGUUCCACAAAGAACCAUCCAGUCAAAGAACUUGAUCUCUUUCUUAGCCUACCUUUUUUAUAAUCUGAAGAAUAUUCAGAUAUUAAAGGUUUUUUAUGUAACCAUUUAGACAAAAAAUCUUCUAUGACAUUGGGAAGCUCCUUUAUUUUUAAGAGUGUAUUUUAGAAUUAUAAAGUAAUUUGUUUAUAACGUCUUAACAGUUUGCUAAUUGGGGCGAUCAUUACUGACAGAAAUGCAGUGCGCAAAAUUAGCUAUCAUGUAAUUAGAUUUUCACAGGUGUGCAUAAUGUAACUAGUGAUCUCCACAAAAUAAUGUGUAUAUGUGAUUAACUAAUUGUCUGCUAAUUGUCAGACUUGUUUGCAAAAGGUUGUUCAUUUAGCAAAUUAAUAAAACAACUACAAAACUCUGACAAUUACCAACAAAUGCAACAUUAGGAUUCUGUUCAAAACAUGAAAAAUUAAGUUUAUUAUUAGGUGUUGGCCUAAAUCCAAAAUAUCAUUUGUGUCAGACAUGCCCAAAAUAGCUGAUUUUCCAUUAUGUACUUGGUGUAUGUGAUACAAAAUCAUAAUAAGUCAAUGUUUAUGACAGUAUUAGCCAAAUCUAAUCAAAAUAUUGGCCUAGAUUUAUGCCUGUAGUACCUCCCCUUAUGAACGCCCCGUCGUUCUCCUCCACUCUCAACAGGUGCUACAACCAAACCACUCAGUGUGCCAAUGAAAAACAUUCCCACCCAUGACCUCUGCAGUAUAUACUUAAUGUAUUGGGACCUGACUGUCAACCAGUGCUUAUAUGACGAUAAGAGAAUCUUUGAUUUGCACUUGUUUUGUGAGGCACUUUAAUUCAGUGUGAGGACUAUUCAACUGAGGAGAAGUUAUAAGUGCAAUGUUGUAUAAUUUAUUUUCUAUGUAAAAAUGUCCUUAAUUGACAGUAGGCUAAUGUAGACACAUGUUUAUAGUGUUUUCAGACACCUUGUCAAGAGAUAUUCCUAAAUGCACUUGUCAAAAGUGUAAAUAUGCCUUGUGACUUGUUAGGCUUGGUGUACACUUCAUGUGAUGUAGCCCUUUCCUAUUUGAAAUACUUUGUCAGUGGCAAUGGUACUUAGGAAUGGGAAAUUGCUGAACGGUGUAUGAUAUGGAUUCGUAAUGUGUCUUGAUGUAAUAAUAGGCUACUUUAAGCAUAGAGUCUAUGAGGAUAGCCUAACUGUAAUCCAUCUUUAAUGACCAAACUCCAUUGCUGGUCCCAACCAGCCAUAUUACCAUCAUCAGUUUGUACAAGGCUACCUCUCUUUACAGAACCUCAUGGUUGAAAUCAUAAACCAGUCAGUUUAUCUGCUCAAUUCCAGAUGAUAUAUCAUUCAUGCCAUUAAAUAAGGUAUGAUUAUCACAAUCAAUAACAUUUUGACCAACCAUGAAUAUUGUUAUAGUGCUGACAGACAGAUUGCGAAUGGACAUCAUCCAUUAAUCUACACGCAGUGCAUCCUUGUCUAAAUCUAAAUAUGUGUAUUUUCAAGCUCAUUAGUUACACUUAUAUUUAAACCAGGAACAAAUAUGUCAAAGCUUAAUAUCCAUGUUUCUCACUCCAAUUCUCCACCUUAAAAGGACAGUUCAUCUAAAAUUGAAAAUUCUGACAUCAUUUAUGCACCCUUGUGUCAUUUCAAACCUGAAUGACUUUCUUCUGUACAACAGAAAAGAAGACAUUUUAAAGAAUGUUUUUGUGCAUAUAAUGAAAGUCAAUGGAGUCCAAACAUUGUUGGUUUGGACCCCACUGACCUUAAUUGUAAGGACAAAAACACAUUUUUCAAAAUAUCUUCUGAAGAAAUAAAUGCAUCCAGUUUUAGAGUGACACCAGUGCGAGUAAUAUUCAUUUUUCGGUGAGCUGUCACUUUAACUGUGAGAAGCAAGCUUGUCCUGUCACUUUUAGUUUUAAAACAGAGUAUUAUAUUUGCUAGUCCAACAUGUAAUUACUAACAAAUGUGCAUCCUAUUCUAACAUAUUAUUACUCUAGUGCUUUGAGGAUUGGGGUACAGGGUGAGCUAAACAUGUUAAAUAUGCAGGCUGAAAGUGCAUUAUGGGAUUUUUGUGCCUCAUUGUGCAGUAUUUAACCUGACAAAUAUAUCACUGCAUACUACGCAUGUUUUUUAAACUAAAGGUUUUAGUGUAUGUACAUAACCUUUUUGAUAAGGAAAGCGACUUCCAACUCCACCUCUCUGUAUUUAUCCACAUAAAUGUUUUACAGAGAAUUUUCUUACAAGGGCUUUAGUUUGCAAUUUAAGUUAUGUUUACAUAAGACAUUAUUUGCACUGCAACCGCUGUAAGGGUCUGGAAGCAUCCUGGUUAAAUUGGUUAAAAAAUAAUUUGUAGUCCAAAAGUUGGAUGAAAUUUGAUGCAAGCAAAGUGAUUGUUUAACUAAAUUAGAAUAAAAAGCACAAAACAGAA